This is a messenger RNA of Dothidotthia symphoricarpi CBS 119687, 1690 nucleotides long. RefSeq names its product SET domain-containing protein. Gene Ontology annotation, molecular function: protein binding. The coding region runs from base 255 to 1337 and encodes 360 amino acids. Lineage: Eukaryota; Fungi; Ascomycota; Dothideomycetes; Pleosporales; Dothidotthiaceae. The record is from RefSeq and is a predicted model, not a curated record. The transcript has a single exon.
CGACAGACCAAAUUGGCCUCGUAUUAAGUUGUACAUUCCAACAUAGAGGAUGAAACAUUGCUUGUGGAUGGACUGAAUAUCACUUGCACCUAUGAGCCUCAUACACAGGAGUCUGGUGCUGCGACGACACCGGCCUGAGAUGCGUUUCAUCCACCAGUUCGAGCAGCCUCCAGCGGUGGACUAAAAGAAGCUCUUCAGCGACCGGUAUGUCUGUUUCCAUAUUCUUUUCCUGACCGUUCAUUUUUCUCUACAUCAUGAUAUCAAUACUGUCUCUUUGUAUCUCUCUUGGAUCACUUUCGCUUGUCCUCGCCGGUCCGACAACUUGCAAGCUCCCAUCUCCUUCUAUCUUCAACACAUCAGACAUCCCACUAUGGCAGGUCGGGAAAGAUAUCUGCCAAGGACCACCAGAUGUAUACUUCAUUAAACACAGUAAAGGGAAAGGUCUCGGCCUCUUCGCAGCCCACGAUCUCGAAGUUGGCGAUGCUGUGAUGCGGGAACCUCCCAUUCUGAAAAUCCGCCCACCCGAAUCGAUUAAAGGAGCCGGCUACCCAAUGGCUGCAAUAACAAAGCUCGUUCGAACGGAAUUCAACAAUCUAUCCUCAGACGCACAAGCGGCAAUCAUGGGCCUGACAUACCACGCCACCCCAACAGAGAAAGAGAACUUCGACAAAUUGGGCAUUAUAUUUCGAACAAACGCCUACAACACAGGCAACGAGAUCGGCCUCUUCCCCAAAAUCGCGCGCAUCAACCAUUCCUGUCGCCCAAACACGAGCUACUACUGGAGCGAGAAGCUCAACAAACGCAUCGUCUACGCAACUCGCCCGAUCAAAGCUGGUGAAGAGUUCUCCGUAUCCUACAUCCCCCUUCUCCUCACCUGGGAGGAGCGCCAAAAGCGUCUGAAUCGAUACGGAUUUACAUGUACGUGCGAGGCCUGCGCGCAGGAACAAGUCGCGAUGCAAGCUAGUGAUACACGCCGUCUCACCAUCAAUAAAGCGUUUGUGACGUUUGAACAUCAACUCCAUCUCACUCCGCCGAAAUCUCGGACUGAAAAGGAGCAAGCCGUAAAGAAUGCUAAAGCCAGUAUACAGCUUGCAGAGCUCGUGCAGCAAGAAGGUCUUGCGGAUUACUAUGCAAAGGCGUAUAGGAUUGUGGCGAUCAGCCAUGCGAGGGUAGAAGACUGGGAGCCGGCGGCGGUGUGGGCAAACAGAGGAUAUGAAUUGAAGUUUAUGGAGGAUCCAGAGAGUGUGCAUACAGCAGAAAUGCACCAUCUGACCAGUAAUUUUAUUGCAAGUUGGGAAAGUGAGCUGAACAGGACUCAUCGUCAUCAUCAUCGUUGAGGCUUGAGGGAUCGUGAAUUCAUCAUCUCCCGACUCACUGCUGAGCAUGCCGUUGUUAAUCAUUGUUUUAUAUUCUUCAUAGAGGAUACAACUAAAAGUCAUAGUGCUGCGAAUCCAGAAUUCAAACAAAGAUUUAAACACACUCAAGGUAUCGAUGAUCUACUUCUAAACCCAACACCCUGCCCAUGAACGCCAGGUCAUUCCAACACAUGUCACCCGUCAUUCGGUCGUCACAAAUCGUCCACAGCCAUACCGCCAGAACAAAAGCUAGAUCUUGUAGACAAUCCCACCACUAUACAUGAUCUUGUUCCUUUCGCUAAGCGCCUCAAGUGCCUUCUCUGCCUCCUCUUCCC